Molecule: messenger RNA, 378 nt
Organism: Didymodactylos carnosus
Lineage: Eukaryota; Metazoa; Rotifera; Eurotatoria; Philodinida; Philodinidae
Source: the annotation of a GenBank genome assembly
AUGAACUUCGAGACGAAUUACCAUACACCAAAGCUCGUUCUAGUAGAUAAACAAUACAAAGCUGUUUGUCAAAUUGGUGAUAUGGGAACAUUCAGCGAUAGGUUUUUAUUAGCAUUCAUAGAACCGCAUCCAAAAUGGGGAAACCAAUUCAUGACCAAACACUUUCAGUUCGUUGAUGUUAAUACAGUCAGAUGGGGCUAUGAGAAUCGUGUCUUUAACUUGGAGAUUAUUGAAGAUACAGAUGGAUUAGUUGAGAAAUAUGGUGGUAAGUUCCCGGUGAGAUUCAUCUUCCAGUAUGAUUCUAUACCAAAAAAUCUACAACCACAACUAUAUUGUGCACCAGUGACUAACGUUGAAGACGUGUUUUGUUUUACAUGA